UGGUCCCCAUAUAAACCUGAUAUUCUUCUCCACCUAAAGUACAUGUAUAUCAGGCAAUCUUGAGCUUUAGUUAAUUAGAAUUGCUUGAGUGCCUUCGUGGACUACUUCUUGCAUGAUAUGCUUUCAAGUGUUCAGUUGAAGCUGUAUUUGUGAUCGUGAAGGUCUGGCUUGUAUGAAUGUCACCAGCUUUUGUAUGUACUGUAUGCAAUGGUGAGAAGAUACUCCAUGAGUUGAAGCCGGAAGUUUGCAGGCUGAUGAAAUCUUGGUACUUAUGAAGGAAAGGUGAAUAUUUUGUGUCCUCUAAGUGGAUGUAUGCCUUCAGUGUUAUUUUGGACAGAUAAGGUACAAGGAAGAGAAGCAUAUUCUUGGUCUAAUACACAGACGAUUGAGAUGAGGAGAAGAGACCUUUGGUGAGCUGAUGACGUACCUACCCAGUGUCAAGGCUUCAGACUUCUACACCAAGGUGACAGAUCGGAAGCACAGCAGAAGCCUCCAUGGGACACAGGAGACCCUCCACCGUCCAGCAGGUGUCCUGCUACCCAUUACACUCUGCCCCAGGAUGAGGGCGCUCUUGCGAUUACAGACAUACACCGUGGCAAUCGCUCUUUCCAGCCUGAUCUCCGUGACGCUGAUCUUCUACACGUUCAGCAGCGGGGGCGGAGGCAGCGGCAUCCAGGGAGGAUCCUUGUUCUCAAACUACCGUCGGAUCAAUCACCUGGAGCAUGCGGUGGAGACUUUGAAAAGCAAGCUCUCAGAGGCAGAGGCCUACGAGAAGGAACUCCUGGUGAAGAUUGAGGAUCUGCAGGAGCAGGCCAACUCGGAACAUGCCAGUACCAUUCAGGUACGGGGGAUCGAAGAGCGAAGUGGAUGGGAAGGGGUGGGAGACUCCCCUGAUAAUGCCCCGGGCCACAAUGCCAACCAGCGCCAGCAGCAGAUCUACAGCUGCAGGCACACGGACAUCAUCAAGGUCGGCAGGACGAUCGGACAGGGCCACACGAAGGUGGUCCAGGAAGGGACGUUGCUUGGUCGGAAGGUUGCGGUCAAGAGCGCUGGCAUGCAGGUUAAAAGCGUGAAGGACUGCCUCGAGAAGGGCAUCUACCACAAGAAGGAGGACUGUCUCAUUCUAGCCAUGUACAAAGUACUGAAGGAAGCCAUGAUCCUGCGUCAGGUCAGGCAUCCACACAUCGUGAACCUGAUAGGACUGUGUGCUCGCAGUGAGAACGGGAGUCCUAACAUCAAGGAGAGGGGCAUCACCCUGGUGGUGGAGCUGGGGACACCUGUCCAUCUUCAUGAACUGGUGGAAGACACCUGGGCCAAGAGAGUCAAAUACUGCAUGGAGAUUGGCAGACUGCUGCAGUUUCUUGAGGAUUCGCCGAUGGGCAGCACGGCCAUCAGUGACUUCAGGGACGAGCAGUUCGUCAUAGUGGACGGUGCCCUCAAGCUGUCCGACGUGGACGAUCUGAGCAGCACCGAGCCAGACUGCGAUGAGAACAUGCAGUGCCUGGUCAACGGCAAAUCUGCUGUCAAGUGCUCAUCGAACAUGAAGUGUGGUGGCCUCAACGCCUCCCUCAACCUCUUCCAUGCCUACGAGGUCUUCAUCGGUCCCCUUCUCAGCAGGGACGUGCCCCCCUCGCUCGACACGGCCGCCAAACGUCUUCUCAAGUCCCUCCAGAAAGGAGAACUGGAUGCAGAGGGCAUGGUUUACAGACUUAAGAACUUGCAGUCCAUCCCCUGAAGAUGGCGCAUCCAUUGAAGAAAUGGAGAUGCACUGUAGAGGAUAUAGAGGGGACACCUUAAUGCCCUGGUCGAAGCUGAAGACAAGACAAGACAGUGAGGCCAUCUUUCCCCUUCCAUUCCAAGCAGAAAUCUGCAACAGAUGAGGUGGAAAUCUACCAGCAGAGGCAUGACAGGAAUGGCAAGAAUGCAGACAAACGGUGUAGUCAUCGAAGAGCGCAUGGAUGAAACAUGACACAAAUGUAAAUGCGUGGGACAUGUGUGCAGCGAGCAUGUUUGCAACAUUUAUGUCGUCCUGCUCCGUCAAAUCAUUUUCAUCUUUGGAGCCUGCCCUCUGGCUGUCAGUGUUUGUCAGGAGCGAGAUGGAGUCGAUGUAGAAGCUACUUUGAAACCCAAAACUUUCAGGAAUUUUCCUAGUGGUCCAGAAUGUUGCAAAUACAAUGCUUUUGAGAAGAAAAAAACUGUGUUUCUGGUUCGGGCACAAUAUGUGCGACUCUUCUCUAUGAAUACAAAGACAGUGAUCAUUUUAAUCUGAACGUUCAUUUGUUUGCUUUGAACGAGAAGCAAAUUUAAUUUUACGGCCAGUACGAUAGGAGAUGUUAGUAGAAUAAGUUUAUGCAGCUGCGUGGUGUUGUUAUGAAAGUAAUUGCCACGAUGUGGGUGGAGGAAUCUGAGUGCAAAACAGUCUGAAGAAAUCAAAAGUGCAUUUGAUGUGGGAAGUGGAAAUAGAUGUGAUAUUCUUGAGAGGGUUCGGCUUCAAAUCAUAGACCAUCACAAAACUGGUCGGAUGUCAUUAAAAUUUGAAACCAGUUUAGCUUUUAUUUCCCACAAGGAGGCUUGCACUACCCCCCCCCCCCCCCACCCCCCACCCCCCCCCCCCCAAAAAAAAAAGAGGGGAAAAAAAAUCAGUAUUAUGACUCAUAUGACUAUCCAGAACAUUGAUCAUGAAGAUUUUAUGUGUUUGAAUGUUUUUUGUAAAAUGCUGUAAAAAAUUCUUCCUAGAUUAUUUUUGUGUGUUUAUACAGAGGGCUUAAUAAAAAUUGAAAUACAAGACCAUUUUUUGCAUAUUUUAUACUAUACUCAAACUAUGUAGAGGAUUUUUGCUAUAGAUUGACAGAAAGUGCUUCUUUUCUAAUCAACCAAAGAUAUAUUCUAAACGAACCCACCGUAAUUAAAAAGCCAGUUUUGAGUAUUACAUGUACUUCUUGUUAUCAAUUUGAAAAUUCAUGUAAUGAAUUUAUUUACUUUGUUGUAUGGUCUGUACAUUAGAAAUGAGCUUCUGAAGCCUAAUUUUUGCAUGAGUAUUGAGAAUAUAUAUUUAUACGACUUUAUCGUUUAUUCUGCACGUGCAACCGAUGAUAUUGAUUUGCUGGAUUGUUUAUAUUUUCUUUUUCGAAUGUCAAUAUAUAUUUACUAAUGUUGUAGACUGUCCUCAACUUUUCUAUCAGUGAUGUAUCAUGUAUUUCUCAGUCUUCUGUUUUUUCUUUUCUUUUCUUUCUUUUGUUCUGAGUUAACUAUAAGAGCGUAUUACCAAUGUUUUUAGUGGGCUUAAAUCAUUAGUUAAAGGCAUAUUUUGUAUUUGUUUUAAAACCUUUGAUUUCCAAUCUUCGCUAUUUCAUGCAGCUUAUUUCUUGAUUCUUGUGUAAUGCUAAGAAUUUCUAUGUGUGUGUUUGAAAAUCAAUGUGUGGCAACCAUUUAGGAUGUUGAGAGGGGUAAACGUUGGGGAGGAGGGGGGGGGGGUGGGGAAGGAGGUGUCAGGGGUCAAAGGGCACACAUAGUGGAGGCAAACAUAUAUCGAGUAGGAAACAGAAUAGUAACAGGGGAGCAGCCCAGUGUUAAUGUCACUGUAAUAUAUACAUUUAUCCUUUUUGCAUAUGUUUUAAUGUUGUUUUGUAAUAGUUAAAUAAUAAUAAUAAUGAUAAUAAUAGUAGGUUCUGGUAUAGCGGUCAUGUCUGGCAGACUUGACACUCCUCACACUCUUUCACUAUUACCCCUGCUUUUAGCCUAGCUGCCAUUAUGGUGCUCUAGCAUUUCAAGGAAUUAAUUCCUGCCAGGUACCCAUUUACCUGCCCUGGGUCAAGUGUGGCAAAUGUUGAUUAAUUUCUUGCCAAAGGACAUUCAUGCAGUGGAAUCGAACCGUCAACCAUGCGAUCCACAUCUCGGUGAUGUACGUAUCCACCAGGCCACGACACAAUCAUGUACUUUAUUUGGUGGCUCACAAACUACAUCUCAGUCAUUAAUAAUUUGAUAAUCAUGACGGGUGAUUCCCUAAAUCUUCCAGCCCAGCUAAAAUAAGUGUAGAACAGGAAGAACAAUCUAGAAAUUGCAACCGGAGUUCUGUUGCAAUCCGGAUAUUUACGUUUAGUCGUAUUUCAUUUUUAAUAGCUUUGUUCAAAGCGUGGUUCUUUUUUACACUUUUGAGAAACGAUAGAUUCUUUAUUGAUCCAAGCUUACAUUAAAUUGAUUAUGUUGUGUUGUACUGUUAAGUCCCUAGUCUGGCCCUGACAUGAAUUGAUCAGGCUUUUCUCUGCUAGAAGGAAAUUGUGCAGCAAUAUUCAGAAAUCAUUAUUUCUUUUUAUUUUGAACAAGAUAAUAAAAAUGAAAUCAGGGCUAUUGGUCACAUGAACCCCCAUAUAUUUUCAGAACUUCCUUGAGAACAAUUACAUGUCAGUCUUGUGGCCAUGGGCUAUCGGCCUCUUUGGCUGUUGGUUAGACAAUCUUCAGAAGACUUACAAGAACAAUGAUUUCUUUCUAAUAACGGGGCUGUUGUCCAUCUACAUGUUUUAUAGGUUUAAAAUAUAAUGGUCAAGAAGUUCAGAAUUUUGUAAUGCCUCUUUCAAAGAAGACAAAUUAAGUUGUGUGUAUGACACUGAAAAAAUGUAUUGUGUAAAAUUAUGCUAGGCUUGUAAAUUAUGGAAUAUAUCUUUACUGUUUAUCAUUGUAAAAUAAUUUAUGGUAAGAGCAGAUUUUUAUAGAAAAUUGAACAUUCCAGACAAUAUUCCAGUUGUAAUGCCUUAGAUUGAAGAUAAAGACUAUAGAGGGAGGUAUUGUAAACAAGAAAAUUAUUGACGUAGAAAAGAGAUAAAUUUUCAGGGCAGGAAACUCACAAAUCACAGAUAAUUAGUGUUGUAUCGAUUGUGAUUCAGUGAUUUGAUCAAUUUGCAAUACAAAAGGACAUUAAUUCCAUCUUAAAUGAAAGGGGUUUUCCCCUCCUGCUUAGAUAAAAAAAGUGACAUGUUUUAUAUGAAAUGAAGUGCAAAUAUUGAUUUUGUGAUGAGAGGGAGCAAAAAGCAGCAAUAUUUAUGAGACUAAUUGUAGAUUUCUCAUGAUAUUAGGUAUUUGGUGAACAGCAACUUGCCAAUAAGGUUGUAGUGUACUAUUAAACUGUCUUUGUGCAAAAUCUUUGAGUCUUUGUUAUUGCUUGUAUGCUAUUCUUGUGGAGCUUUGUCACUCUUGGAAGGCUUGUGUGAACUUUACAACGUGAUGUUUUUCUUUGUUCAAUAUUUACAACUUACGAAUCGUGUAUUUGUAUAUUAUAGCAAAAAUAAAAUUUACGACAUUGACUUCUGUGUGACAA
This is a messenger RNA of Strongylocentrotus purpuratus (purple sea urchin), 5311 nucleotides long. RefSeq lists its product as uncharacterized. The record is from RefSeq and is a predicted model, not a curated record. Lineage: Eukaryota; Metazoa; Echinodermata; Echinoidea; Camarodonta; Strongylocentrotidae. Bases 419 to 1735 code for a protein of 438 amino acids. Gene Ontology annotation, molecular function: ATP binding; non-membrane spanning protein tyrosine kinase activity. The transcript has 6 exons. Gene Ontology annotation, biological process: protein phosphorylation.